Ipomoea triloba (trilobed morning glory) is the source of this 642-nucleotide messenger RNA. RefSeq lists its product as uncharacterized. Lineage: Eukaryota; Viridiplantae; Streptophyta; Magnoliopsida; Solanales; Convolvulaceae. Bases 3 to 500 code for a protein of 165 amino acids. The record is from RefSeq and is a predicted model, not a curated record. The transcript has a single exon.
UGAUGAUGAGCGCAAAGGCUAAGACAGAGAGCAAAUUCAGUAGGCGCAUUAAAGCGCCUAUUAGAGUUUUGAUGAGAGCCAGAGAUUUCUACAUCCGGAGCUUGUCGGAUUGCUCCGGGAAAUUCGGGUCCGGCGCGGUGGAUGUGGUCGGCGGUCCGGCGCCGCAUAUUUACUCCCUGCCUAGGAGCUUUAGCGUGGCGUCAUCGGCGUCAAGUGUGGAAGAGGACAUGAGAGAGCUUAUUAGGAUCGCUUCCACGAAAAGCCUCGGGGGGAAGGUGGAGGCGGAAAUUCUCCGGCGCCGGCAGCAGCCGUCGUUGAGGAGUGGUUCAUCUGCCGCCGGAGGAGGAGGAAUGCGGAACGUGUUGCCGCGUAGCCACAGCGUGGCUGUCGGGAGGAUUGACGAGGACAAGCCGUGUGAUUUCGGAGAUAUUAAGGUGGUUCCGGUUGCUUAUCCCAGAAGUAGAAGCUGCGCGGUUUCCGGAAGGAAUAGGAUUCCUUAAGCAAAUCUCUGAUAUAUGAAAAAGAAAAUACUCUGUGGACUUCCAUCUUAUAUUUCCAACUUUUAUUCUUUUACAAAUUUUUAAUGUAGACAUUUUUCUGUGGAUCAUAAUGAAAAUAUAUAAUAUAUUCUUGUUUGUCGCA